Molecule: messenger RNA, 3804 nt
Organism: Hypoxylon trugodes
Lineage: Eukaryota; Fungi; Ascomycota; Sordariomycetes; Xylariales; Hypoxylaceae
Product: ankyrin repeat-containing domain protein
Exons: 6
Coding region: 1-3654 (1217 amino acids)
Molecular function (GO): protein binding
Source: RefSeq, a predicted model, not a curated record
AUGUCAUUUCCAGGGGGCCCCCGUACGCAUUCGAAUGUAAAAGCGGAAAAUUUGGGGACUGGUGCUCAGUGUAUCAGUGGUGGAUCUGGGGACCAGAACGUUGCCUCUGGUAGUGGCACGGUGAAUAAAUAUGGCCACCAGUUCAAUAUGCUCAGUUUUAGAGAUAUACCUGAGGGAGGGAUACCUUCCAUGCUUCGCCUUUCUCAGUCCCAGUUUGUGGCCAAACCGGGAAGUAUCCCUGAGGGACCCAAUCGCGCGGAAAUAAUCUCCUGGCUCAUGCGCCAACCGGAUCAAACCCCGUUGAAGGUUCGCCGGCAUCACACCAAGAUUUUGCGUCAAGUAGUUCAUGGUACGGGCAAAUGGGUCCUAGAUACGGAGCAGCUUAUGGCAUGGAAAGACUCUUCGAGUUCUUCACGAUUCCUUUGGCUACGCGGAAUGCUUGGGUCUGGUAAGACUAUGCUUAUGUUAGUGGCCGAGGUUUCAUCUCUUAUAAUCGACUCAAUCGAAAAGCAGAUCGAAAGAGGCGAAGAUAUUGCUUGCGUUUACUUCUAUUUCCAAGAGGGAGAAGAGUAUUCGGUCGCGCGUAUAUGGGCAACCUUAUUAGAACAGCUGUUACAAGCAUCGGGAGAUCUAGAAGGGGCACUGGAGGGUGAAUUGAAGGCGAAAUUUGACGACUCCCUCCAAGGAUCGUUUGGGCUCGACUCAUCUGAGUAUCUAGAGCUCUUUAAAGCUCAGGCUGGGACGAUUAAAACAGUUUACCUGGUCAUCGAUGCUCUAGAUAGCUGCGAGGGGGAUACCCAGCAAAAGAUGCAAGGCACCCUCAAAGUCCUUCCGCAGAACAUCAGGGUCCUCAUCACCUCUAGGAAUGACCUAGUUGGCUUAGAAGGGGAAGCAAACCAGAAACUAUCAAUCAAACUAGUACAGCAGGAUGUGGAGACCUACUUAAAGCAAAGGAUCGAAGACAGCGAGUUUUUGAAGGUCACUCUAAAGAAAGAACAAGAUAGGAACCACGUUAUAUCCAGGGUCACUGAUAUGACCUUGUCUAGUAAAAUGUUCUUAUCAGCCAGGCUUCACAUGGACAACUUGAGCAAAUUAGGAACACUCGGUGACAUCGAACAAGCAUUAGACCAUCUCCCUGACAGCGCAUUCGACAUCCUUCACGCAACGGCAGCGCAAAUAGCUCAGAAGAUCAAAAAACGGGGAAACGAUUUCGAAAGUUGCUUGACAAAACACAUUCUAACUUGGAUAAUGCAUGCGAAAACAAAAUUGACUGCCGACCAAAUUCGUGAUGGCUUUGCCAUACAAAAGAGUGGUAGGAAGAGUUACGAAGAGCAUCGGCCAGCAAAAGAACUUCUCAUGCCUGCCUGCAACGGCUUGGUCAUUAUGGACCCGGACAAAGAGACGUUUACCCUCGUCCACAAGUCGGUAGAGGAUUCUUUUCGAGGCCAUAAGGUCAUCCCAGAAAAUGCCGACUUGGAAAUAGCGAAGACAUGCCUAUCCUGCCUCCUGGUAAAUACGCAUGGCCAGGAAGACGAACCCGCACUGCUCCAAUACGCAGCUAAGUAUUGGUGGGCACACCUCUGCCGCCAAGAAGCAGACCCGGAGGCGGAGUCUUUAACGUUGGAAUUUCUUAAGGACAGCUCUAAGCUUGCCAGAGCAUUCAGGGCUAUAGAGAGAGCCAAGAAUGACGCCUUUGACAAUAUGACGGGCUUUCACGCCGCAGUACAUUUCGGCCUUCUGGAUUGGGCAGUGCGUCUCCUUAAGGAAGGCAUCGACAUCAACACUCAAUGUUCCGACGGCCAGACGGCCCUACACUGGGCAGUGAGAUACGGUAGAUGUGCACUUCUGGAUUUAUUCAUAAAUAACUCGGCAGAUCCGAACAUACGUGACCACGACAAAGACACCCCGCUUCACAAAGCACUCAUGGGUCCAGCAGCGGAUAGAGUACCGCUCUAUCGAGCCAUUACGAAGUCAGCAGCCAACGACGCGACUAUUGUAGAAGCACUUAUCAGAGGUGGAGCAAAGCUAGACAUAAGGAACGCUGAGGGCCUCUCGCCGAUGUCGUCCGCCAUCCGCUAUGGGCCUACUUCAUUGGCUAAGAUCAUGGCUGAGAGCCAGGAUGAUGUUAACGCCGAGAUUUUUGAGGAUUGGAGCUCACUGCGACAGGUUUUCUACCAUGGCCAGAAUAUCACGGGGAGCGGCGUAGCGAAUCAGAAAGGGCACCGGGAUCGUUUGGGAGGGUGGGCUCAAUUGCAACACGCAUUUAGGAACCACGCACUUUGUUUGAUCGAUGUGCUACUCGAACGCGGCGUGGACCUAAACCGCCGUACGAAGGACGGGUGGACGCCACUGACACAUGCAGCAAAGUAUGAUGAUCUGUCGAGUCUAAAUCGGCUACUAACGCGGCAACCUAACCCAGCCGAUGUCAAUCUUCGGGAUGGGGAUGAGAAAUCUCCCCUGUGGUGGGCUGUCUACUGGAAAAAUAUCUCUGCAAUCCAACUGUUAGCUGAGCACGGCGCGGAUGUCGAUGGGGUAUGCAUGAACGAGUCCACGCCGUUGCUUGAAGCUGUCACGGAACAGUAUGACGACAUAGUGCAACUACUUAUUAGGCUAAACGCUGAUGUCAACAAGGAAGUAGGAAAUGGGUCAACGCUUCUAAUCGAGGCCACUAAACUCCAAAGCCAUAGCAUUGCCUGUGCACUGUUGAACGCAGGAGCGGAUCCGGACAAGCGUGACUCUACUAAUAAGUCAGCACUCCUCUACGCCAUUGAGAAACGAGAUAGAGCCCUGGCUUGGCUCUUAGUUGUUAAGACUGGCCCGAUCGCGAUUCCCAAUAAGAAUAUACAGGAUGCCCUUGAACUGGUCAUAUCCCGCGAUGACCCAUCGAUGGCGUGGCUUCUAUGCGAGCAUGGCGCUUCGCCUAGCGCUACCAGCGACAAGAGCAUAACAUUUUUACACCAAGCUGCCAGGCGCGGGAAGUAUAAGACAGCACAGUUCCUUAUCGAACAUGGUGUAGACAUUGACACCAUGGACGCCACCGGUUCGACGCCUCUACAUUACGCUGUAUUAAACCGCAAAAAUGACAUAACUAAUCUGUUAGCCUCGCGAUUGUCGCGAUUGUCAGGAGCUCAGAGUCUCGACAUCUGUAACGCUGAUGGUGACACGGCUCUCAUAUUAGCCACGCUUAAGCGGCGCCAUGCUGCCAUGCAGACACUACUUCAGUACGGUGCUUCGUGCAACUUCGCCGAUCCGGGCGGUAUGACGGCGCUACAUAAUGCUGCCAGCCGGGGAUUCAACCAGGAGGUGGACCUAUUGUUGAACGAAAAAUUUGGUGGCAACCCCAACAUAGUAGAUAAUGAUUGUUUUACGCCACUCCACCACGCAAUUAAUGGUGGCAAUGCAGACAUGGAGGUGGUGAGAGCACUAAUGAGGGCGGGCGCUAAUAUAGAGGCACAAGACAAGGAUGGACGGACGCCACUGAUGCUUGCAACUCAGUUAGGCCACGAAGAACUAGUACGCGGCCUUUUGGAGGAGGGAGCUGAUGCACAGGCACGCAAUAAGCAUGGAUGGACAGCGGCUUGGUAUGUGGGGGAUACUCCUGAUAUCCAGAAGCUUCUUGACGAGUUGCAACCACCACCCACCCUAAGGUACUAGGAAAGCUACCUAGGUACCUAGGUAGGUAGUCAUCUUUCUUCCCAUAGGUACCUAGGUAUACGAGGUAGCCGCAAACUACCCGCGCCUAGUUCAGUAUCUUUCCCUUUUUAUAGAUUGGGGUGUUUUAAUUUAUUUGUUUCUUUUCUUUUU